AUGCCUCAGCCGCAAGAUAACGCACGCGCCGUCUUCCUCAUCAUCUUGAUAUUCUGGCUUGCUACUAGUCCAGACUCGAGUCCGGGGCUCAUCGCGGGUCCAUCUAUCAUAAAAAACCGCAUCUCACGUCAGAGACAUGCUCUCGGAGUACUGAAUAGUACACAAUGGGGUGACUUCUCACCGCGGCUUCCCGACGAUCCGCCCGAGACCGAAACCAAGUACUUGAACCUAACGGGAUUUCGAGAGGAGGAUGGCUAUGUGUGGGAGGAUCUCCAGCGUUUCAAGAAUCGGUGCGAGGAGUGGAGUACAAAUGCCGUGGGAAUUCCGGAGGUAGCACAGCCAGUAUGGCAAAAUGCGACGGGAGUGGUACACGGCUGGUGGCAGAGGGUGAAUACAUCUUCGCCGAGAUAUCAUUCAAGCUAUAACCUCAGUCAGAUCAGCCCAGAUGUUACAUGGGCGGCAUCAAACUCUGACUGGAGCAGAAAUGCAACUGGUACAGAGGGGAAAAUAAUGAUGCGUAUCGAGGACAACGAAGAUGAUGCGACGGAACCUGCGGAAAUAGACAAGACAUCACUUAAGAAAACAGAGGUUAAGGCCCGGGAAGUCUCGGCAACGGCUAAUAUCGAUGAUGUUGAAGGUACCGGGAGUAGCUGGGAGAUGCGACUUCAUGGUGUUCACUGGCCACAUCAGGGCGCUAUACUUCUUACUACGACGAGCGAAAAGUUCGCCGGUAUUUUCGGAUUGCCUCAUCUUACCACCCGGUCCGAUUUCUUUGAAUCUAGCCAAGCGCUCCUAAACAGAACCCUAGAUGCAGCCCUCAGGAGAAAGGAGCAGCAUACCUUUACUGAGCAAAUAGAUCCCUGGACGUCCAAUUUAGAGCCCGGUGAAACUUGGAAUCCAUCUCCGCACUGCGAAUACCUAAUUUAUAUUCAAAUCCAUCCUCUAGAUCAGAACAUAUUACGAGUACAACCAAGUCUCACAGGCCCUGAAAAUGUAGCUAAGGCCAUUCAAGAUAUCGAAAAUGAGCUUCGUUUCCCUCAGGGCACGGGGCACCGGCGAAUACCGCGGCUUCAGAUGUCGGCUGUUGUAUAUUCUCCUGAUUGUGCCUUUUUCCUCGAAACAAAAGGCCCUCCAGCAUAUGCGCCGGCCGAUGGAAACCACAUGGUCGGCGUAAAGCAAGAAAUCUUUCUCCACAGCGUCAGCACAUUUCUUCUAAGUCUUGCGUUGAUUGUAUUCGGCCAACUACAACUGCUCAAGAUGCAAAUGAGGGAGACCUCUACGCCUUCAACGUUAGGUCGUGUUAGCUUCUACACUGGCUGCAUGAUGUUACUCGCCGAUGGUAUGCUCUUCACCGGGGCAGCUGCGUGGAGUUUCUCAGCAUCGACUACGCUAUUACCCUCACUUGCCAUUACAUGUGUCUCAUUUCUAUCUAUGACUGUUGGGACAUUUUUCCUAGCUGAGAUUCACAAGGUCCAAGAGCCUGAAUGGCGACGACAAGAACGGGAGAGGGAUCGACAGAAUACGCUCAUAAAUGCGGCAAAUGUAGUAAACCCGCCAAAUCCAUCUAGCAACGCUCGUGAGACUACUACCACCACCACCACUACUACUACUACUACAAACACCGCCUCUCAUCCACCAUCUCCGCCAAUUAUCAUCCCUUCGGAUCAAGAUAUUGACGCUGAAAUUGCCGAAGUCACAACCAAUAACACCAACAAUGCCACCCUUCCAGCUCCAGUAACUGCAGGGCCUGCCGCGCCAACUGCCCAGAAUCUUCGGACACAAUUGAGCAAUGUAUUUGGCCGCCUCUUACUCAUUGGGAUUACUAUCCUCUUCCUAAGUCUUGCCGCGGCAAGUUGGCGGCCUAGCAUCCGUGCCGGGUAUUUCAAUAUCGUGCUUUUCAUCUACCUCUCCCUAUGGAUCCCACAGAUCUAUCGCAAUGUGUACCGCAACUGCCGUAGAGCGCUAUCGUGGCGCUUCGUUAUCGGCCAGUCUAUUCUACGCCUCUUACCCAUCGCGUAUUUCUACAUCGUACCAAAUAAUUUCGCUUUCGCGGAGCCCGACUGGACUGCUUUCAUCACGCUCGCCGGCUGGCUUUGGAUCCAGAUAUGGAUAUUAGCCGCGCAGUCUGUCCUCGGACCUCGCUUCGGUGUACCCAAAGGCUGGAUGCCGGAGGCUUGGGAGUACCACCCUGUGCUCCGUGAGGAUAAUAUUGAAGCGGGCGGGCUGCCAAUCGGUCUAGUGGCUGCGCCCAAUAGCCCGUUAGAACGGGUAAGGACAGGCGAGGAAGGAACAAGCAAAGAUAAGAAACGCCCAAAUAUACAUGUCAUCGACUGCGCUAUCUGUAGAGAAGUGCUAGAAGUACCGGUUGUAAGAGCAGGAGACGACGAUCCAACGGCAGGAGGUGUGGCAGGUGUGUUUGCUCGUCGCGCGUAUAUGGUAACACCAUGCCGACAUGUCUUCCACAGCGCUUGCCUUGAGGGUUGGAUGCGGUUUAGGCUACAGUGCCCGAUAUGUAGGGAGGAACUACCGCCUUUAUAA
Messenger RNA from Daldinia childiae, 2538 nucleotides. RefSeq names its product DSC E3 ubiquitin ligase complex subunit 1. The transcript has a single exon. Gene Ontology annotation, molecular function: zinc ion binding. The coding region runs from base 1 to 2538 and encodes 845 amino acids. The record is from RefSeq and is a predicted model, not a curated record. NCBI's taxonomy places the organism in Eukaryota, Fungi, Ascomycota, Sordariomycetes, Xylariales, Hypoxylaceae.